AUGGGCCUUGCCAGUGCCCGAGAGACUCCGUUCCUUGACCUUGAAAAGCGUCACUUUUGGGAACUAGUGAGCUCGAACACUAUGUUGACUUUUGACAGUGGCUACGGCGAGCUAAUUGGUCUCCUUUCAAGAAAGACAUCAUUGGUGAAACUCAGUCUGAUUGUAUUUCCCUUUGAGGACGAUUAUUUUGAGCGACUUUCUGGACUGACCAAGUUGCGCUUCCUUGAAAUCAUGGGACACUCAGGGGAUCCAAAUGAUCCCGCACACAACGUUGGGAGAAUCACGGACAAUGGGUGCAAGGCGAUUGCAAAAACCCUACCGAACUUGCACUAUUUGAAUUUAUCCAGCCAACCGAAGGUUACAAAAGUUGGCAUUGCCAGCAUUCUCCGUUCGUGCCCUCGUCUGCGCGAGAUUCAAGCCAUUUCCACCGGUGUUAAAAGUCAACACCUGGCAAGGCUUGUGAAGCUCAGUGAUUCGUUGCUUAUGCUUAUAUUCAGUUUGGAGUUUUUUCGAUUUGACGAUCCGCACAUUGUCCAAACAAUCAAGGCUACUGGUGGCCGUUGUCUACCGAAUUGCGACUCCAGGACGGAAGAUGACCAUCACAGAGAGAUGGGCUGGCUUUGCGACUUGAACAGACCAUCUUCUAUUUUCACAGAUGCAGAGAGACGACAAAUGUUGCACUCUCAUUUUCUGGUCCAAGAAGUAUCCAGACGAAGGCUGAUUCCCCUUAGCAUUGACAUAUACGAGGAACUUGUUGGUGUUGACAUUCGAGUCGGCUCCAAUUCCAAUUGA
Messenger RNA from Cylindrotheca closterium, 792 nucleotides. Lineage: Eukaryota; Bacillariophyta; Bacillariophyceae; Bacillariales; Bacillariaceae. The record is from the annotation of a GenBank genome assembly.